AUGGCGUACAGCCAUCUCGCAGACCCAGACCCCGAGCUCGCACCCCUUCUGGCAGCAUGGCCGCCCGCGCCGGACGCCUUCCUCGCGGAUAUCCCGAAGGCCAGGCAAUACUUCAAUACGGGCUAUCUGGCUCAUACCCGCCGGUCCCUAAAGAAGAGUCUUCCUCCAGAUGGCGCGCUCUGCGUUGAAGAUAGACAGAUAGACGUCGAUGGCGGCGAGAUCUCUAUCAGGUGCUACCGCCCCGUCGAGGAUGGCGAUCCUGACAAGACCUUUCCGCUGUUCGUAUGGUUACACGGAGGAGGUUAUACAUUCCACAGCAUCGAGACAGACGACUAUGCACUGCGUAUCCUCUGUGCGAGUCUUCAGCUCACAAUCGUCAAUGUCGGGUACCGCCUUGCCCCAGAGCACCCAUGGCCUAUCCCGCUUAACGAUUGCUAUGUUGCUGUAAAAUGGGCCGCGUCCAACCUGGUCGCUGUGCAUGGGGAUGUGGGUCAGGGCUUCAUCGUUGGAGGUUCGUCCGCAGGCGCGCACAUGGCGGGAGCUGUCGCGCAUCGCGUCAGAGCGGAUCCGUUCUUCGUCGACCAUCCUAAACCGACUGGGCAAUUCCUCCAAAUCCCGCCAAUUGUACAUGGGGACGCGGUGCCGGAGGAGUACAAGGCGAACUUCACGUCCUUAGUGCAGAACAAGGAGGCGCCGAUGCUCACGACGAAGCAGCUCUACGAGUUCUAUCGUAAGUUCCGCUUUGCGCCCCCACUCGACCCGGAGUUCUCCCCCCUCCUUCAGCCGCUCGAGUCGUUCAAGGACCUACCCCCAGCGUACAUACAGGUGUGCGGCCUGGAUCCGGCGCGUGAUAUGGGCAUGCUGUACGCGGAAAAGCUCAAAGCUGCUAGGGUCCCCACAAAACUCGACACGUACACGGGUGCGCCACAUAACUUCCACAGUGUCUUCCCGGAGACGAGGCUUGCGAAGAAGUUCAAUAGCGAUGUUGGCAAGGGGAUUGAAUGGCUUCUGUCUCGACCGAGAGCGCCAACAUGA
Trametes versicolor FP-101664 SS1 is the source of this 1035-nucleotide messenger RNA. RefSeq lists its product as uncharacterized. Bases 1 to 1035 code for a protein of 344 amino acids. The record is from RefSeq and is a predicted model, not a curated record. Gene Ontology annotation, molecular function: hydrolase activity. NCBI's taxonomy places the organism in Eukaryota, Fungi, Basidiomycota, Agaricomycetes, Polyporales, Polyporaceae. The transcript is spliced from 7 exons.